Messenger RNA from Saimiri boliviensis boliviensis (Bolivian squirrel monkey), 2776 nucleotides. RefSeq names its product HEAT repeat containing 3 (gene HEATR3). NCBI's taxonomy places the organism in Eukaryota, Metazoa, Chordata, Mammalia, Primates, Cebidae. The record is from RefSeq and is a predicted model, not a curated record. Gene Ontology annotation, biological process: ribosomal large subunit biogenesis; protein import into nucleus.
CGCUGCCGACGCGCCGCGCGCCUGCGCACUGCUUCCCCAUGUGUGCUCCAGCCGUCAGCCGGCCCAGCUGAGCAGCGGCUGGCAAGUCCUUCGGCAACGGACCUUGUCACCAGCGCAGCAGCCUCAGUCGUCUGCUAUUGCCCUCCUCUCUCGGUGGUCCGCACAGCGCACGUCGCCAUGGGCAAGAGCCGAACGAAGCGCUUCAAGCGACCUCAGUUCUCCCCUACGGGCGACUGUAAGGCCGAUGCUGCUGCGGCGGCGAAUGGGACCGGAGGUGAGGAUGACGACGGGCCGGCGGCCGAACUGCUGGAAAAGCUCCAACACCCGAGCGCCGAGGUCCGGGAGUGCGCCUGCGCGGGACUGGCCCGGCUGGUGCAGCAGCGGCCCGCCCUCCCGGGCCUUGCGCGCCGAGACGCCGUGCGCCGCCUCGGGCCGCUGCUGCUGGACCCCAGCCUGGCCGUCAGAGAAACGGCAGCCGGCGCGCUGAGAAAUCUCAGUGCUUGUGGAGGUUUUGAAGUUUGUGAUGACAUGGUGACUAAGGAUAUCAUGACCCCCCUGGUCGCGCUGCUAAAAGAGUGUAGUGCUGGACUGGAUUCAAAUGAGAUGUCUCCACAGGAGAAAAAAGAUCAGAACAGAAAUUCUAUUGAGAAUAUAGCCAAUGAGGCUGUGAAUGUGCUAUGGAAUAUAUGUGAAUGCAGUAGUAGAGCAGUGUCUAUAUUCAACAAAGAAGGGUGUUUGGAGAUUGUAUUAAAGUAUUUAAGUAAGUUUCCCACCAAUGUUGACCUGGCUAUUUCAGUAGCAUACUGUUUGCAGACAGUGACUGAGGAUAACCCAGAGCUGCUGAAGUCUUUCAGUGCUACAGCAUUGCAUGUGCUGGAAUCAGUACUGCUUUCUCCUGUCAGUUCCAUGGAAUCCCUUCUAUUGAAAACAUUGGUGGCAGGCACAAUUUGGAAUCUAAAGGACAUUAUUCCAUGCAAGAGUCAAGCAGAAAUCAUAAAUGCCUUACUAAAGAUCUUAUCUGAAGUUUUGGAAAUGGAUGCUGGUGAAACGGUUAUUCAAAUGAAAGAGGCUGAAAUGCAAAGGCUAAAAACUGCGGCAGAGGCUGAGGAAAUAUUAGAGAACACUAAUGGUUAUGAUUUGAUUGAAGAUGAUGAAAUGGAAGGCAUUUCUCGUAAAAGAAAAGUCAGAAGGAAAACUUUCGUUUCAGAUUUACUUCCGGCCACUGACAAGGAACUGAGAGAGACUAUAGCAUUGCUGACAGCCCAACAGACUGCUCUGGAAAUUAUCGUCAACAUGUGCUGCAAUGAAGAUCCCUCCGAUGACGAAUGGGAAGAGCUUUCUAGCAGUGAUGAAAGCGAUGCAUUUAUGGAGAAUUCCUUCAAUGAAUGCGGGGGACAGCUGUUCUCUCCCCUCUGCCUCUCCCAUGAGGUUCACACGGCUCUCACCCACUACCACAUCCCAAAGAAGAUUUUUGAGAAAACAGCCUUUCCAAACAGCACUGCAGUUGACCUAUGUUCUAGGAACUCUACUUGGAAACCUUUGAUUAGAAAAAUGAACACUAUCCAGUGCAGAGCCCUCCUGUGUCUCCAGAGUCUUGUGUCCCUCCUGGAUGUGGAGCAUCUGGGAGGAGCUGCAGCCCUUCAGACACUUGCACAGCAUCUGUCACAGCUGCUUUUUUCUCAACCAGAUUUUGCUAAACGUGCUGACUUUCUAGAAGCCAUAAGUGGUGCUUUGAGGGCCCUUUUGCAAACAAUGGCCUCCAAGAACAUUUCCCAGUGCAUGACUCCUGAUCAGCUGAUGACGUUAUGCAAAGGAGGCAUUCAUAGUAGUAAUGUCGCGGUUAGAGUGAAUGUCGUUAGCAUUUUAGGAAUCACUGGUAGCGUCCUUGCCAAAGAAGAUGGUACACUUGAAACUCUUAAGAACGUUGGGUGCUUCCUGCUUGAGGUUACCACCAAAGAUCCUUCCCUUGUGGUAGCAGGAGAAGCUUUGGAUGCCCUCUUUGAUGUUUUUGCAGAUGGUAAAGAAGCCGAAAGAGCCUCAAUUCAAAUUAAAUUAUUAUCCGCUCUGAAAGAAUUCCAGCCGGUCUUUAAAAUGAAGGUGCUGGAAGGUGAGGAAGUCCCUGUCCCUGCCUGUCUCCCAAGGCUUGCUGACAAGAAUGAGAAGCCUGAGAAGUCUCUGUGGUAUCUGGGAUGACACAGCCCAAUGAAUUCCAGAGGACACAGGAGAAAAGAGGCACUAAAGCCUACAUAGAAACAUGAGGAAGAGAAUGUGGCCCAUGCAGUUGCAGUCCCGCCUACCUGACCUCAUCUUGACACUCUGGUGACACCAGCCUGACUUCCAGCUGCCACCCGCUGCCUUUCCUUGCCUGAGGACUUCCUUGAACCCCCAGGUCCUCCUUUGCCGAAAGAUAACAGUUCAGAAGUGCAGGGAAUGGACUCACCUGCCCCCAUCCCUCCACGGAUGACUGACAGGAGGAGGUGCAUAAAGGCCCCACACUCCUGCCCCUUGGGCAGGAGGGUCAGAUGCACUUUCUGCAUUGGCUCCCAGAGUUCCCCAGCAGAUUAAGUUUUAGAGGCUCCCAGGGUCACCCUGCUGGAAAACACACCCACUGUUGCUGCCGUCCCUUCCCUACUGGACUUCCCCUCUGCCCACUGGUGUUUCCUGGGAUCACCCACACAACUGGUUGCACUUGAAACCUUGGGAGAACUCAAGGCAACACAAGGCAUAUUUGAAUUAUGUAUAGACAUAGAGAGAGACAGUGUGUGUUUUGUUCUGC